UAAAUUUCGAAAAUUCUAACUAAAGAGAUGAAAAUUGAAAUUAAAAGUUGUACAAUGGUCACAACAGUGCAAGAGAAGUGUGAUUUACUUGCAGUAGUAUCCUGAUGAACCAAUACUUUCUAUUCAACGUACAUAACCUAAAAAUAAUAAAGGCUGGUUCAGUUGUGACACGCACAAAUCUUCAAUAAGUGUGUGUAGUUGUGAACCGCACACAUCGUAUAGGUUGAGGCGUUUUUUUUAAAUGGAACAGGGAAACAACAUUGCAUUGUGCAUUUAGCCGUAUGGAAGUCUUCCGAGCGUGUGCCUCCACAGCUAAGUGAAAUAGGGUUCUAGUCCUCGAAGCGCAUCCAGUGACUCCUAGGCAGCCUCUUUUUCUGCAUAUUAUAAAAUGUGAUGCGAAAGAAAAGCAGUUACAAUGAGAAUACACUGGCUGAGUCGUACUUCGAAAAUCGUCGCGCUAUGCAGCGCGGCAAAUUUCAUAAACAGCGCCGAUCGUGUUCUGAUGCCGAUCGCUAUCGUGCCGAUGACCGACCAGUUUCACUGGACGUUACACGCGCAGGGCUGGAUACUGUCGGCGUUCGCUUGCGGAUACUUCACGAGUCAAUUGCUGGGUAGCCUUUGGGUGAACAAGAUCGGCGCCAAGAACAUUCUGAUAUGUAGCGUACUGCUGUGGAGCAUCGCCACUUUCGUAACGCCGCUGCUGGCGGAGAGUGUCGUCGCGUUGAUCAGCUGCAGAAUCGUGUUGGGUUUCGCGGAAGGUUUAGGUCUGCCGACGAUCUUUCAUCUCUUUGCGCAUACGAUACCGGUCGAGGAACGUAGUCGAGCUUUUGGGUAUUUAUUGGCAUCGGGAUCGGUCGGCCAAACCGUCGCAUCAGUUGUGGCGCCACAUUUGUCAUGGCAAGCUUGUUUCUUCUGGUUCGGUUCCAUGGGUUUUGUAUGGGUUUUAAUGUGGUACAUUUUCUAUCCCAAUACUGGAUUAGGGUUUGGACCGCAGGAUGCGAUCCCUCUCCACAUGCCCAAAGCGAGUAAAAACAUCAGAUGGAGCGAUUUUCUCAUGUCAAAGGCCUUAUGGGCGAUCUACAUAGCGCACUUCGCCAUGAACUGGUCAUCGUACAUAAUAAUGCAAUGGCUGCCGACCUAUCUUUCGAGAAUGCUCGGGGCAAACGCGGAAUCAAUCAGCUUAACCGCCGUACCCUACAUAGUGAAUUCGGCGUUCGGAGUCGCAAGCGGUCACGUCGCCGACAGCCUGCUAAUGCGUAACAGCUGGUCCGUGCUAAACGUACGGAGGUUGAUGACGAGCAUAGGACUCAUCGGUCCCGGUUUAUUCUUGGCGAUCUUUUGCGUCGUCAACGAGUUACCGCUGGCCGUCGUGCUCGUUUCGAUUUCGAUGGGACUACUCGCGUGCAACUCCGCCGGUCACUUGUCGAAUCACGUUGAUAUCGCACCUAAUCAUUCGGCGACGACUUUCGCGAUUAGUAAUACGAUUGCAACCAUACCCGGAAUACUGUGCGGGCCGAUAACAGCAGCCCUAGUCACCGCCGCCAACGGAAAGUGGGUGGCCGUGUUUUUGGGGGCCACGUUUAUUAAUUUAGUAGGAGCAUUUGUCUACUUUGGCAACAGUUUAGCUACGCAAGUGUUGUAAAUUUGUAAUAAACAUUUUUAAAUGUAUGCUAGAAGUAAACGAUUAUUGUUUUGUUAA
Photinus pyralis (common eastern firefly) is the source of this 1699-nucleotide messenger RNA. Its product is annotated as ascorbate transporter, chloroplastic-like. The record is from RefSeq and is a predicted model, not a curated record. Bases 416 to 1642 code for a protein of 408 amino acids. Gene Ontology annotation, biological process: transmembrane transport; monoatomic anion transport. Lineage: Eukaryota; Metazoa; Arthropoda; Insecta; Coleoptera; Lampyridae. The transcript is spliced from 5 exons. Gene Ontology annotation, molecular function: transmembrane transporter activity.